Molecule: messenger RNA, 4528 nt
Organism: Scatophagus argus
Lineage: Eukaryota; Metazoa; Chordata; Actinopteri; Scatophagidae
Exons: 13
Coding region: 70-3630 (1186 amino acids)
Biological process (GO): binding of sperm to zona pellucida; prevention of polyspermy
Cellular component (GO): egg coat
Molecular function (GO): structural constituent of egg coat; acrosin binding
Source: RefSeq, a predicted model, not a curated record
CUACAAAAAUACUGCUGCUGUUCGCUCUGUCCCAGCGACUUGGUGCGCACAGAGAAACUCUUAUCUGCAAUGCAUUUGAAACAAAAAGGAUACUGCUUCGGUGUCCUUCUCAUUUACACCAUCACAACAAUAACUUUACCUCCAGUGGGCUGGUGUGAGUCCACUGUUUACGCAUCGCAAACAAACUCUCAUUUGAUUCUUCACGAUGACAGGAAGCGCGAUUUAACGAGCGGAGGCCUCACUCAUCCCCCCAGCCGAGGAGGGGGCGGACGGUUACACCUGGACUCGAGAAGUCUUCCAUACAUUGACAACCUGGACAACGGUGAGGAGACACAGACUAAAACCUCUGGAAGGCCUGAACGGACAAACAAACUCAGAAUGGCGUCUACUACUUCGAGCAACAGAAGCUUCAAGAAUCAGGAGAAAGUGAAGCAAACGGAGGGGGAGUGGGAGUCCACUUCAACUAAUCCUCCCGAUGAGGUCUGCAACGAAGGGAAAAUUAAGCCUGUCGUCCACGGCAAGUUUUACAUUACUGGUCAACUUAAAGCAAGCGUCCCAAGUGCAGGCUACCAGUCAGAUUCUGCUGUUUCAGGCCCGGGUAGGAUCAGAGGUCAGUGGCUCAGACACUCGAAGGAGAUCUGGCAGAGGCUGCAGCCUGUGGUGGAGUGUGGAGAUGACGCCAUGACCCUGACUGUCAGGAGGAAACGAGCUGUACAGCUGCGGCUGGACCGGAGUGAGGUGAAUGAGUCAUCUGUGCCGUUUUCCCAACUGCCACCACAGUGUGGCUACUCUGUACAGACCACAUGGACGGACCUCAGUCUCACAUCUCAGUAUGAUGCCUGCCAUGUCACACUGGAGGAUGACAGCUAUGUGUUGCCUCUGCUAUGGAGGGGGACGCCAGUCAAGAUGUCCUGCCCAACCUCUCAAAUCUGGUCACAGGCCGUGGGCCUACUGUCUCCACCCUCCGUCUGCUGCUCUCAGUAUGGUAUGACCGUCAAAGUGCAGGGACUGUCUGCUGCAGAGGCGCUGAGGGUAAACGUCAGAGGCGAGUGGACCCCUUUGAUGCUGUUUGCUGAGCAGUGUGGUUACACUCUGGACAGACGAGACACAGAGAUUGUUAUUGCUGCUCCAUUCAUUGCAUGUGGCAUCACAGUAAAGGAUGGAAAAUACACACUUUCUCUUCAAGUAGGAGAGACAACAUUCACACUGGCCUGUCCUGUCUCUUAUCCUAAAGAACUCCCACUAACCUAUCAGUCGCUGGUCAACGGUCCUCCAACCAGAGGGCCAGCAGAGCACACGUCAGCAUCCCUGGAGACAUUUCCAUGGACUCCACCUUUCUACUUGGCCCCGCCUUACUAUCCUCACCCUACGUAUCACUACAAGUAUCCAAGUCCAGAUGGAUAUGACGAAUAUAAUCCCCAUCCUCCCUCACCUUCAACUCCUGACACUAAAUAUGGGCUACAGGCCUACCCUUCUGUCAAUUCCCAUUUAGACUCUCAGGGCUACUACGGCCAGCAGAUUCCUGUAAAAGAAUCCGAUUUGAAUUUUGGUGUCCACAGUUCUCAGUCAUCUCUAAGCGAUAUGGGGGAUUCAAGUCUGCUGUAUCCAGAUCUACAGCAGAAUCAAGAAACUCCUGUCUUAGGUCUCUCUGAAAAGCGUAGUGCUGCACAUUCUCCCUCCUCAAAUGCAGGUUUUCCACUUCACAUCGAGUCACUUCCUCUCCAACCCCACAGCCCUACCCUCAAUCAAUACUAUCACUACUACCAUCAGCCUAAAGUCCCUCUUCCUGACCUACCUCAAGACCUUGAUCCAGAUCCUAAGUCUCAUAACCCUGAAUCUCCAGUGUCUGAGGCUCUUAACAGAUUUAACUUGGACCAGUUCUUUCAGCAUGAGGCUGCCUCUCAUCCUUACACUCUUCCAACAAGUGCACCUUAUACACCUUAUCCUCCGCAGCCAUAUCCGUACCGCUACUUGUCUUACUUUCCAUAUCUUGCUAGGGGCCAGGCCAAAAGAUUGGCGCCUCUCAAUCCUGACGUGGCCUCAAAAACAAAUUUGCUUGAUCAUCAAAACACAAAGUCGAGCUCCUUUGUUGAUCCACUUCCUCACACAUCAGAAGAUGAUGAAGAAUACAAGUUUCAUCUAUACAUAGAUCAGCCAAACCCAGAUGAAAUGAUUCACUUUAAAGAAAAUAGCCCUGACUGGACCAAACACCCACUUUUGUCUGACAGUGAUGGUGUAAAAGAGGUGCAGCUUCCUUUACAACAUGCUGAUGCAGAUUCUCCUCCUGAACGACCCUUUUUCCCCAAAAAUAAUCUUCCUUCUUACCCAUAUGAUGAAUAUUAUCCUUAUUCUCAUUACUACCAGCUGUAUUAUGGACCUGAGAGUUUACUCAGUCAUGUGUCUCCAACUUCAUCCAAAGAAGCUUUAGAUCCUCUACUUAAAGCGUCCUCCUCCCCACCGCAGCAGCACUUGUAUCACAAACCUCAAACCACUGCUCCACCCACAAAAUCAAUGUAUGACAUUCACCUUGACCCUCUGCAUCCUUACUAUUAUUACCACCUCUUCUACCAUCCUGAAGUGUCUGUGGACAACGAGCAAGUGCAUCCCACCACCAGUAUGAACUCAAAAUCAGAAUCUCUGCUUCCCUCAGACUCUGCCACUGAGGCAGGAUAUCCCAACAUGCCUCAGUCAAGUCCCCUUCAUGGCCUCUAUCACCAUGAUAUCACACCACAGCAUCCAUAUGAUUCUUUUGGGCAUCCUGAUGGUGAUGAAGGAGAAGAGAGACUGGAUAAUGAUGUGAAAGUGGGACAGCAUUUGAUCUUUGCAGUGCCUGACUCGGUGCUGGAGUCCGCAGUGCCCCCCCUGGCUCACUCCCCUGAGGUCAUUAAUGUGUCCUGCACUCUGCAGAGGCUGACCUCUGACCCUGACAUCUACAUCGUCCUCCUGGAUGACUGUGAAGUGAACAAACAUAUGUUUGGCAGACAGACAGUGGUUCAUCUGUUGGAAGUCUGUGAUAUUGAUUCUCUUCAGCGAGACUACAGUUCUGUGCAUGAGGACUCUCCUGUCAGGUUGAUGGUGGAAUGUAGUUCUUCCCCAGCUUCUCAACAUGAAGUGAGGCUUCAUAUGAUUAAUCAGCCUCGUCCACAUCCUGUUCUGUCUACAUCAGCUGUAGUCACUGUGCAACUGAGAAUUGCCACAGAUGAGUCCUUCACCACCUUCCACCCUGAGGCUCAUCUACCUCUUGGCCUCAUUCGAGGCAGACCAGUUUAUGUGGAAGUGAGACUACUGGACCCCCCAGAGCCAGGCCUGGUUCUGCUGGUUCACUCCUGCCUGGCUUACAGUCCUGCUCCGUAUGCCAGCUGGAUGCUUGUUUACGAUGGCUGUCCCAGCCAGGGUUUUUCUCAGUUACUUCACUCCCCACGGUCUGAUCACAUCCGGAGGAUCAUAAUUUAUAGUUUUCUGUCUCAUUCAGAAAGUCCCAUCUACGUAGCUAACAGAGGAUACUCUCACCUAGAAGACCCAGAGAUCUUUUUCUUGUGCUUGACAGAGGCGUGCUCUACUGCUGAUGGUGACUGCACUGUGGGCUGCGUCAACAGUCCCAACAGUGACGGACGAGCAAAGAAUAAAUAAAGACACUUUUACAAAACUGCACCCUUGUUGUUUUGUGAAAAUUAUAAGGACACAAGAAAAUCCAUCUGUGGAAUAUUUAUUUUAAAAACUGUGAGCUUCAAAACAAUGCUAUAUUUUACUGCACAGUACAGAUAAAGAACAAAAGCAGUUUGAGGCAUUCAGUUUUCUCUCUGAACAGGACAACGUUAUUGUACUUGUAUGUGGUCACAGAAGCUUUCAGCAGGAAUGGAAACAUGAGUGAAUUGAAAUGGCUGAACAUGACGUCUGGGAAUGGCAAUGUGUUUCACUGAUUCAAAUCAGAAAACAUGAAGAAUGUUUCUGUCAAUGAGGUGCUUUUCUGAUUAGUCCUGUGAAUGUUGUCAUGAAUGCAAGUAAUUUGGAGGAAAAAAAAAAACAAACUGGCAAAAGAGAAACUAGUCUAGGGUACCCUUGAAUGAUUGUAGUUCUAUAGUGUAGAAAUGAAUUCUUAGUAAUAAGAAGGUGAAACUAACUGUCAUUACGUUCUGACGUGGUGUCAAUUUAAUCUCACCUUAAAAGCUUAUUAAACAGUUGGAAAAAAAAAAAGAUCCCUUAUGCAUUUACACAUAACUCUUUUGGCACAUUUUGUCAUAUCUGCCAGUGGCUCAAAGAGUAUUUUAACUCUUCCACGUGUGGCAACACAGAAACACAAACAUCAGAAGCAGUAUUUAAUGGAACGUUCAGAUGUGUAACAGACAAGAUCUCCCUUUACCUUCCUAGCAGUUAUUAAAUGGAUAUGUUCUCAGUCUUGGGUUACUUACUUAUUCCCACAAUGAUGUACAGGCUCGUCAGUCUAGAAAGCACAUGCUGUCUAGUUUCUAGUUGGAUGAAUAAUUGCUAAUUACAAGCAACAUCCAUUUCACAUGAUGAAUGAUUAUUU